AUGGAGCCAUCAGAGAAGAGCCAGGCCCGGACAGAAGCAGCGGAUCACGAUACAGAGCAGAUCUUGAAAUGUAGUGUUCCAUCGCAGGUCGAGGUUUCGUUAGAUCGCGACACGCCACAUUCGAUUCGCUCGCCACACAACGACAACGCCAUUUCUCUGCACGCAGUCGAUCCUGUCUCCGUACGGCUCGAGCACCUCUCGGUUUCUGUCGAUGAAUCACCCAAUGCGCUUGGCCUGCUGUUCUCGAAGAAGAAAGGUGUACCGAGCCCUAAUCGCGUCAAGAAGAUACUCGACGAUGUAUCGGCCGAUCUACCAAGUGGAACCCUCACAGCCAUAAUAGGAGGGAGUGGAAGCGGGAAAACAUCGUUGCUGAAUCAGAUGAGUGGACGCCUAAAAGGCAAUAGACUAACCACCUCUGGCCGUACGAUUUCCAAUGAUAGCGAAGAUGCAUCGCGAAUACGGAGUGCCUACGUUAUUCAGCAGGAUAUCCUUAUACCAACGCUGACUGUUCGAGAGACUUUGACGUAUGCUGCGCAACUACGCUUGCCGUCAUCGGUUAGUCAGGAAGAGAGGAAGCAGCUCGUGGAAGAAGUCAUUCUAGAACUAAGCUUGAAGGAAGCUGCGGAUACAAGGAUUGGAAAUCAUGCACACAAAGGCUGUAGCGGUGGAGAGAAAAGGAGAACCAGUUUGGGUGUUCAACUUCUAUCGAACCCAAGCCUACUUUGGCUUGAUGAACCAACUACCGGUCUUGACUCCACGAGCGCUUACCAGGUCAUCAAGACUUUACAGAAUCUUGCUAGGAAAGGAAGAACCAUAAUCGUCACAAUUCACCAACCUCGAUCUGAGAUUUGGAGUAUGUUCGACAACAUAAUCCUCCUGACUAGAGGUAAUCCUGCGUACGCUGGGAGCGCCAAAGACUGCCUUCCAUACUUUGCAAACCUUGGCUACGAGAUGCCAGCGUUUACGAAUCCAGCGGAGUACUUGAUUGACGUAGUCAGCGUCGAUAAUCGGAGCGAGGAAGCGGAAUGUAUUGCUCAACAACGUGUGGAUCGCAUCAAAGCGGCAUGGAGAGAACACACUGAAAAACGCUCAAUUGAGAAGAAUACGCAAAUGAUAGCUUCGACAGGUGAUUUAAGUCUGCGGAAAGAACCAGUGAGAGCAAGACACACUUCUCUUCUCCAUCAAGUUCGUGUGCUUACAGCGCGAACUUGGACCGUAACCAUCCGCGAUCCUAUGGGUAUGUUUGGUAGUCUUAUAGAGGCGAUCGGCAUGUCAGUCAUCACAGGUUGGAUCUUUCUAAACCUCGACGGCUCUUUAUCCGGUAUCCGUUCCCGUCAAGGUGCACUUUACAAUGCAUCUGCCCUACAGGGUUAUCUGAUCCUUCUCUACGAGACAUAUCGACUCACGACUGAUAUUCAAGUCUUUGACGAAGAAUCGCGACAAGGCAUUGUCAGUAUACCUGCUUUUCUGAUCUCAAGGAGGUUAGCUCGCUUCUUCAUCGAGGAUAUUCCAGUCCCACUCAUCUUCUCGAUCAUCUACUACUUCAUGGCUGGCUUCCGCGCCGAUGCUGGUGAAUUCUUUACGUUCUUCAGUAUCAUGUUGUUGGAGCAGUACAUCGCUGUCUGCUUCGCAAUGGCAUGCGUGGCAAUCUCCAGAAACUUUGCCGGAGCGAGUCUGGUGGCGAACCUCGCGUACACGUUACAAUCAAUGGCGUGCGGAUACUUCAUUCAAUCUAACACGAUACCCAUAUAUGUACGAUGGACUAAGUGGAUGGCCUAUGUCUUUUAUGCUUUCGGGGCCCUUUGCGCCAACGAGUUCACGGGCCGUCUCUACGACUGCCCUUACGAAGGUGGUGCUUCGAACCCGCUUUGUAAAGAGUACACCGGAGAAUUCAUCCUCGACUCGCUCGGUUUUCCUGACAACUGGGUAUGGAGGCCAAUCCUUGCCCUUUUUGGUUUCGCUAUUGCCUUCUACAUUGGAGCCGGACUACUACUCAAAUUUUGGAGUGUGGAAUUGGUUAUGGCGCGAGCUAGACCAUCAGACAUGGAUGCUUCUGCUGGCAAAGAGAAAAUGAGUGAACGGCCUUCCGGCGACGUAAGAACGAUCACCAUAAAACUGGACCGUUACGGCAUGGACAUUGAGAAGCGCACCUUACGGACACGAACGACCAAAAAGAUUCUAGAACCACUCACAGCCGAGUUCCAGCCUGGGAUGUUGAACGUCAUUAUGGGCCCUUCUGGAUCGGGAAAGACGUCCUUGUUAAACAGCAUGGCUGGCAGACUGAAAGACAAUAUCUCAACUCGAUACAAGCAGUACGGUACCAUGGCAUUCAACGGUCUGGUACCAUCGGAGGAUGUUGUACACUCCAUCUGUUCGUUCGUAACGCAAGACGAUGAUGCACUCAUGCCAUCUCUCACUGUUCGCGAGACAUUACGCUAUGCUGCGGGUCUGCGUCUGCCAAAAUGGAUGUCCAAGAAGCAGAAGAUCCAAAGAGCAGAGGAAAUAUUGUUAAAGAUGGGACUCAAAGAUUGCGCUUCAAACAUCGUCGGCAAUGAUCUCAUCAAAGGCAUUAGUGGUGGCGAGAAACGAAGAGUAACGAUCGCUGUGCAAAUUCUCACCGAACCACGCGUUCUACUCCUUGACGAACCCCUAAGUGGGCUUGAUGCCUUCACAGCAUUGUCAAUCAUGGACGUGCUUCGCGGCCUAUCCUUCGAAGGACGCACCCUGGUUGUGACCAUCCACCAACCGAGAUCGGAUCUCUUCGCUCAUUUCGGCAACAUCUUACUACUGGCUCGUGGUGGCUCUCCCGUAUACGCCGGUCCAGCUCACGAUAUGCUGCCUCACUUCGCCAGCCAAGGCCACGAAUGUCCCCGUCACAUCAACCCCGCAGAUUUUGCGCUGGAUCUCAUCACUGUCGACCUCCAACACGAGUCCCGAGAAGCAGCUAGUAGAGCCAAGGUGCGCAGCCUUGUCGAAUCCUGGAAUCCCGAUAAAUUUACAAGCGCUCGAACUGGCUCGAUCACCACACCAGCAGAGCUAGGAAGCAUGGCUCGAGAACCUACAUCGUUUGCAGCGGCCUACUCCAUUCUAAUCAGACGUGCCACGAAGAACUUCUUCCGCCAGCCAGACUUAGUCAUUGCUAGAAUCAUGCAAGUUGUCGGGUUGGGACUCGUGAUGGCGUUGUUCUUCGCGCCGCUGAAGAAUGAUUACUUUGCUAUCCAGAAUAGGAUGGGGUUUCUAAUUGAGAUUGGACCACUGUAUUUCGUUGGAAUGCUCAACAAUAUUGCAACGUAUCCCUUGGAAAGAGAUGUCUUCUACCGCGACUACGACGACCGUAUCUACGGCGUCGAGGCAUUCUAUCUCACGUACAUUUCCAUCACGACACCCUUUGAAAUCCUCAGCUGCCUUAUAUUCUCCAUUCUCACCGUCCUAGCUUGCGGACUAGAACGCGAUGCGCAGACGUUCUUCAUCAUCGUCUUCAACGCGUUCUGCAUCACAAGCUGUGGCGAGAGCCUGGGUAUCGCGUUCAACACAUUGUUCACGCACACUGGGUUUUCCGUCAACUGCAUGUCGCUCCUACUCAGCGUCGCGCAAGUUAUGGGUGGCGUGCUUUCUCUCAGUAUCCCCAGCUUCCUGCAGGCUUUCAAUCACCUCUCACCCAUCAAGUGGGCUAUUGGUAACAUGGCGCCGUACACGAUGCGCAACCAGCGCUUUACAUGCGAAGACUGGCAGGAGAUCAACGGCCAAUGUCCCAUUACGACGGGACAGCAGGUCCUCGAGCUGUACAAGCUCGACAAAGAUCCAGAGACGUACCUCAUGGCUUUGGGGAUCUGUGCAAUUGUGUACAGGUUCCUCGCUUACGUGGUGUUGAAGAUGGUCAAGGAAAGGUGGCUGGGGAGAUUGUGGCAGAAGUUGGGUGGCGGGAAGAAGAAAAGAGGGGGGGUGCCACAGACUUCGACUGCGACGGCUGGAGAAGUCGCAUAG
Dothidotthia symphoricarpi CBS 119687 is the source of this 3984-nucleotide messenger RNA. RefSeq names its product ABC transporter-like protein. Gene Ontology annotation, cellular component: membrane. The record is from RefSeq and is a predicted model, not a curated record. The coding region runs from base 1 to 3984 and encodes 1327 amino acids. NCBI's taxonomy places the organism in Eukaryota, Fungi, Ascomycota, Dothideomycetes, Pleosporales, Dothidotthiaceae. The transcript has 10 exons. Gene Ontology annotation, molecular function: ATP hydrolysis activity; ATP binding; ABC-type transporter activity.